AACAGCACUCAAAACAUAUGACAAACAAUUUAAAGCUCCUUCCCUUAUUUUGAUCUCCAAGUGAAGGAAAUCUAAAAGGACAAGGAAACAACACUUGGAGCUUUCCUAGUAGUUCUAAUUACUUAUUCCCUAAUCUUUUCAUAAUUAGGCCUCCUCUCUGUCUCUCUAACAACAAUUGCCAAAUCCCUUUUAAAUAUAAGCUAAUCACUCGGAUUAACUUAAUAUUCUCUCUACUUCCUCACUAUACAAUUAUUUAGCUUGGAGAGAGAGUGAAAGUGUACAUUUUAUAUAGCACCAGAACUAGCACAUUGCUUUCUACACUGUUUUAUUUUUUUCCUCUCUUGGGAAGAUGAUUAUGAAGUCCCUUCCUUCUAAAGCAUUGAUCAUUAAAAUCAACUUGGUUUUCUUGGCUUGCUUCUUAAUUGCUUAUGUUGCUAUUCUUUUCAAGCCAUCAACUUCUGUUUAUCAUGAAUAUGCAGCAUCCCUUGUUAGAUGUUCAUUGAGAGAAUGCCAUCAUAAGGGAGAAGGAGGAAUAAAGAUGAAAGCAGUGUUAGAAGAACGAGCUAUGGAAGAACGAGCUAUGGAAAAUGGAGCAAAGGCAGAGAAGAUGAUGGUGAAGCGCGAAAAGCCAAGUUUUUUAAAUAAAAUGGGGAGAGGAAUGAAGAUAGGAAUGGUGAAUAUGGAAGGUGAAGAUGUUAGUGAAUGGAAGGUCCAUGGACAGAUAAUCAAAGUGAAUUUCGAGAAAGUUUCGGAUUUAUUAGAAUGGAAAGACUUAUUUCCAGAAUGGAUAGAUGAAGAAGAAGAGAUGGAUGGUAACGAGUGUCCAGAAAUACCAAUGCCAGAUUUCAAUAACUAUAGUUACAUGGACAUAAUAGUUGUGAAAUUACCAUGCAAGUAUCCACAAGAAGGGUGGGGAAAAGAUGUUUAUAGGCUACAAGUGAAUCUUGUGGCUGCAAAUUUGGUUGUGAAAAGAGGAAAAAGGGAUUUGAAAAAUGGGAAAAUGAAGUUGAUUUUCCUGAGUAAGUGUAGGCCUAUGGUGGAUAUGUUUAGAUGUGAGGAGUUAAAGAAAAAAGAAGGGGAUUGGUGGUAUUAUAAGACAGAUAUGGAGAAAUUGGCUCAAAAGGUUUCAUUGCCAAUUGGUUCUUGUAAUUUGGCUUUGCCUCUCUGGGGAAAAGAAAUCAACGAAGUCUAUGAUAUAUCCAACAUCGAAAGCAGCACAAAAAUAGCACGAAGAGAAGCCUACGCCACAGUUCUUCAUUCCUCAGAAACAUACGUUUGUGGUGCAAUAACACUAGCUCAGAGUCUUCUUCGAACCGGAACCAAACGGGACCUUAUUCUUCUUCUAGAUAACAGUAUUUCUGAACCGAAACAAGAUGCCCUAAUUAGAGCUGGCUGGAAACUCCGGUUCAUAAAGAGGAUAAGAAAUCCUAAAGCUGAGAAAAAUACGUACAAUGAAUACAAUUAUAGCAAGUUCAGGUUAUGGCAGCUCACUAACUAUGAAAAGAUCAUCUUUAUUGAUGCGGACAUUAUCGUUCUUCGCAACAUCGAUAUUCUUUUCCAUUUUCCUCAGAUGACAGCUACAGGUAACUCUGCGUCAAUCUUCAAUUCCGGAAUAAUGGUGAUCGAGCCAUCAAAUUGCACCUUCAAAAUGUUCAUGCAACGUACAAAAGAGAUUGUUUCAUAUAAUGGAGGCGACCAAGGUUUCCUUAAUGAAGUGUUUGUAUGGUGGCAUAGGUUGCCUCGAAGGGUUAAUUUUUUGAAGAACUUUUGGUCAAAUAAUUCGAAUGAGGUCAGUCUUAAGAACCAACUAUUCGGGGCAGAUCCUCCAAAAGUAUACGCGAUACAUUAUCUAGGGUUAAAGCCGUGGGUGUGUUACAGAGACUACGAUUGUAACUGGAACGUAGGAGAUCAACGUGUUUAUGCUAGUGAUCUUGCGCACAAGACAUGGUGGAGGCUUCAUGACUCCAUGGAUGAGACCUUGCAGAAAUUUUGUGGGUUGACAAAGCGGAGGAAAAUUGAACUAGAAUGGGAUAGGAAGUUGGCUGGAAAAAAGGGAUUUAAAGAUGAACAUUGGAGGAUUAAUGCUACUGAUCCUAGAAAAUUUACUUGAUCUCUUUCCCUUAUUUCCUUGUUUUCCCUUUUAAUUUCCUUUUUUACCUUGAACCUUUGUCGCGUAUAUAUAGCACUAGUGUUUUUGCUCAGAGAAUUUUAUCAACAUGGCCUUCAAAUUUUAUUAUUUAUUUAUCGUUGUGUAUAGAGGAUGGUUGUACUCCAUUAUUUUUGGAACAUGAGAGAAGUAGCUAUUAUAUAUGUCCCUUUCUUAUUUCCUCCUCUAUGUACAUUUUGGUAAAUAGAAAUGGUAUGGUAAUGUUAUUAUUUCUUCA
Lycium ferocissimum is the source of this 2384-nucleotide messenger RNA. RefSeq names its product UDP-glucuronate:xylan alpha-glucuronosyltransferase 2. The record is from RefSeq and is a predicted model, not a curated record. Lineage: Eukaryota; Viridiplantae; Streptophyta; Magnoliopsida; Solanales; Solanaceae. Gene Ontology annotation, molecular function: glycosyltransferase activity. The transcript has 4 exons. Gene Ontology annotation, biological process: xylan biosynthetic process. The coding region runs from base 350 to 2110 and encodes 586 amino acids.